Aphis gossypii (cotton aphid) is the source of this 1308-nucleotide messenger RNA. RefSeq names its product ester hydrolase C11orf54 homolog. The record is from RefSeq and is a predicted model, not a curated record. The transcript is spliced from 7 exons. Gene Ontology annotation, molecular function: hydrolase activity, acting on ester bonds; zinc ion binding. Lineage: Eukaryota; Metazoa; Arthropoda; Insecta; Hemiptera; Aphididae. Bases 115 to 1095 code for a protein of 326 amino acids. Gene Ontology annotation, cellular component: nucleus.
AAUCAGUAUUCAGACAUUCAGUAUACCGCGAAACGUUAUCGCCGAUGGUUUAGUUGUACUUGUCUGUCCUGUGAUGCUCUUUUCUUUCAAAAAGUAGUUCAAUUAUUCGUAAUAAUGGCUGAUUCCUGUUUGCCCGCAACUCUGGACAUGAACAGUUUGCCCAUAGUACGCAUCGAUCUCAACGUACCGGCUUUAGACCAAAUUAUCGAAGCACUUUUACCGGAGCUAUCUAAAAAUUUUAAAACUGUGAGUGUGGACGUAGUACAAUGUCCGAAUUUGACUUGUCCACCGUUCAACUUGGCUGCCGAAGGAUUGAAUGGUGACGAAACAGUAAUUGACAUCGGUAGCCCGUCAUACUUACUGCCCUUGGUAAACUUAAGUAAGGUUUACGAUAUCAGAGACUUCACGAAAGUCACCGGGACGGACCCUUUGUUUGUGAUUGGAGCGGGCGCCGGUCCGUGGCCGCACGCGGGAGUCAACUGCGAAUUUAUCGGAAACGUACAAUUGACUUCCAACGAUAGCAUAAAAAAUAAUUCUUCUCACAUUUACAAAGUCGAUCUUCAAACUGAGAGUCAAGUUCACAACCGUUUGCCUCAAGACGAAACGCGAUUCGCGCUCUUGGCCAAUUUUUUCACCAGUCGCGGUUUUAAAGGACAGGUUUUGAAAAUAGUGUGCGAAACGCGGAAUGGUCCGUUAGAUUUUGUGACGUCUAUCAGACAAGCGUUGGCAAAAUACUUUGGCAACAAACCGGUCGGUUUGGGUGGAGUGAUUUUAAUUGAAACAAGUAAAGUAAAAGUUCAUGUUAUGCGUGAUUUUUCGAAAACUCCCCUUCACUCUGAAACCGAUUUGAACAAUUGGCUAAAGUUCUAUGAAGCAGAUACGCCAUUAGUUGGUCUCGGCUAUCUCGUCUCUCAUGACCCGGAUUUGGAUCUGAGACCUCAACAUUUUCAUUUGUUUAGUAAUCAUGGAGUAGGAGGACACUAUCAUUAUGACACAGAACCAACCACAGUGAAAUACACUGCCUAUUUGAAUGUGGCCAAAAAAUUAAUCAGAGUUGACCAACCAGAAAUAGCACCUUUGUUUGGUAAAGAUUAGUUUUUCUGAAAAAACUUAUCAAUAUUGUUAAAUAAAUAUUUUUUCUAAAUAGAUUGACUUCAAUAUUGUAAAAUUAGAAGUAAAACACUUACAAAUUUGUUAUAUUCUAAAUACUAAUUAAUUUUCCAUGUAAUUUUAUAUAUGCUUCAUAGUAUAACGUUUAUUAACUGUAAGUUGUAACAGUAUGGUAAAUUAUACAAUAAUAUUUUUACA